Molecule: messenger RNA, 4584 nt
Organism: Globicephala melas (long-finned pilot whale)
Lineage: Eukaryota; Metazoa; Chordata; Mammalia; Artiodactyla; Delphinidae
Gene: CHAF1B
Product: chromatin assembly factor 1 subunit B
Biological process (GO): DNA replication-dependent chromatin assembly; nucleosome assembly
Cellular component (GO): CAF-1 complex; nucleus
Molecular function (GO): protein binding
Source: RefSeq, a predicted model, not a curated record
AGCGCGCGGGAAGCGGCGCGCGCGGCGGCGGGAGCUGGCGGCCGCGGGGACUGACCACGUCCCUAUAGCUUUCCUCUGUCUUUGGAGAAAGAACGGUCCCCGAGGAACGGUAUUCUGCCCCUUGAAGACUCAGGAGGAUGAAACUCAUCACUUGUGAGAUCGCCUGGCAUAACAAGGAGCCAGUGUACAGCCUGGACUUCCAGCACGGAGCCGCCGGGAGGAUCCACAGGCUGGCCUCCGCGGGGGUGGACACCGCUGUCAGGCAGAUCUGGAAGGUAGAAAAAGGACCAGAUGGAAAGGCCAUUGUUGAAUUUUUGUCCAAUCUUGUUCGCCAUACCAAAGCUGUCAAUGUCGUGCGUUUUUCUCCAAGUGGGGAAGUUUUAGCAUCAGGAGGGGAUGAUGCUGUCAUUCUUCUGUGGAAGGUGAAUGAUAACAAGGAACCAGAACAGAUCGCUUUUCAGGAUGAUGAUGAGGCUCAGCUGAACAAGGAGAACUGGACUGUCGUAAAAACACUGAGGGGCCACUUAGAAGAUGUGUAUGAUAUUUGCUGGGCAACCGAUGGGAAUUUAAUGGCUUCUGCCUCUGUGGAUAACACGGCCAUCAUAUGGGAUGUCAGUAAAGGACAAAAGAUCUCAAUUUUUAAUGAACAUAAAAGUUAUGUACAAGGAGUAACCUGGGAUCCUUUGGGUCAGUAUGUUGCUACCCUGAGCUGUGACAGGAUCCUGAGGGUGUACAGCACACUGAAGAAACGUGUGGCUUUUAAUGUCUCAAAGAUGCUGUCUGGAGUAGGGGCUGAAGGAGAGGCGAGAAGUUACCGAAUGUUCCAUGACGACAGCAUGAAAUCAUUCUUUCGUAGACUUAGUUUCACUCCUGAUGGAUCUUUGCUCCUCACACCAGCUGGAUGUGUGGAAUCGGGUGAAAACGUAACAAAUACAACUUAUGUUUUCUCCAGGAAAAAUCUUAAAAGGCCUAUCGCCCAUCUUCCGUGUCCUGGGAAGGCGACGCUCGCUGUCCGCUGCUGCCCCGUCUACUUUGAGCUGAGGCCAGUGGUGGAAGCAGAGCCAGGUGUGGAGCUGGUGAGCCUGCCCUACCGCUUGGUGUUUGCUGUGGCUUCUGAAGACUCUGUGCUUUUGUACGACACCCAGCAGCUGUUCCCGUUUGGUUACGUGUCUAACAUACAUUACCACACCCUGAGUGAUAUUUCCUGGUCCAGCGACGGGGCCUUCCUGGCCAUCUCUUCCACGGAUGGUUACUGUUCCUUCGUGACGUUCGAGAAGGAUGAGCUCGGAAUUCGCUUGAAAGAGAAGCCAGUUGUGUGUGUGAGAACUCCCGAUACAGCGAAGAAAACCAAGAGUCAGACACACCCAGGGUCUUCGCCAGGACCCAGGCUGGGAGAGGGAACCCCCAGCAGCAGAGUCCGGGACCCCAGCAGCCCCUCUGCAACGCCCCCUCAGGCGAAACAGUCUCCGGCCCCCACGGCGGCCAAGGACACCCCUGUGACCGCUCCUGGUGCCAGAGGCUUCCUGGCAGGGCCCUCAGAGGAGAAGACCCUGAAGCCCGGCAGUCAGAAUGCGAAAGCCCACGCAUCCCGGAGGGUCACUCUGAACACGCUGCAGGCCUGGAGCAAGUCAACACCCCGGAGAAUAAACUUAAUACCCUUAAAGACAGAUACUCCACUGAAUUCUAUACCAACCAGCAUAAUUUCCAGCCCUUCCACAGAAGAAAUUCAAUCAGAGAUGCCUGGAGACCUUCAGGUCAGUCCCCCGGAGCUUAAGCGGCCGAGACUCAGUGAGCACAGAGAAGGUCCCCAAGGUCUGGACCCCUGAUGAGACCUGUCAUGUGCCUGAAGGCUGCUAGGUCUAGGGACCCCCGUGUGCCCAGAGAGGGGCGAGAUCAAACACACCUGAGACCAGUGGAAUCAGACGGAGCCUGACGGACACUAGAAAAUGGAUUUCUGUAACAGAAGAUACGCGUGGACCGAUUUUCUCCAGAAAUAUGUUGGCUGUUGUAUUUAGCACACGUUUUUACCUCAGAUAUGUGAACAUUUUAAUAGACUAAAUUCUCUUUUUGAUGAGUUUCUGAGACUGGAACAGUUCAAUGUUACCUAGUGUGAAAAUCAGUAAAUCCCCCCCCUUGGAAUACUUGUGUGAAAGUACAGACACUUUAUGGGUGGACUCCUUCCACAGCUAGAAUUAGAGAAGGUCGUUCGAGAAAGUUUAUUCUGUUGAAUUUUAGAGUGUUUGAUUAUUAGAUCACUUUAGCUUCUAAAUAGUUGAUUAACUUUUGGAAGUUUGUUAUGUUUGCUUUCUGAUUUUAAAGGUGGUAAUGCACAUUCUAGAAAGUUAGUAAAGAGUGAAGUAGAAAAAACGCGUUGGAGGUGGAAAUCACCCAUCUCACCACCAGAGGGAACCCUUGUUACUGUUUCGGCAUAUUUCCUUAAAAUUUCUGUUUUUAUUAAUGUUAUUUUAUUUUGGGGAGGGGACGAGAGUUGAGAUUUUACUUAAGAUACACUUUGGUAUCCAAAUAGGUUAACUUCUUAGACUGAUUUUUCAAAGCAAAAAAAGUACCUUUCCUUAGCAGUCUGUGCCUCUGCUCUCGGUCCCUGGGAUGCUGGCAUGGUCCUUUCCCUCUUGGGAGCAGACCGGACUCAUGGGCUGAGACGUAUGACGUGCUGUCGCUGCACGAGGCCUCCCACGUUUGGAGUCUCCUCUUAGCGCAGGAGACUCUGGUGAUGUGACCAACAGGUGGUGAUGGGUGGAGCCCUAGAAGCUGGUGCGGCUGCUUCACGUUGAGGAGUUUACAGAUGAUUUCAUGGCCCUCGAUGCUGUUCCUCUGGCACGAUGAACACGGUGAGUCCCGCAGGUGAGGCUACAGCCAGGACCCCUUCCCUGUCUGAACCAAAUCAGAGGGCAAGUUUGGGACCCGCAGGUCCAGGCUCUGGCAGGGAGCCGCUGACGAUGGAAGAACACACUCUUGUCAGCUCAGGUCAGCAGCAAAGAAGAGAGCUGGAAAGGAGCGUCAGCUUGUUGCUAAUCCACCACCCAGUUAACCAGAAAAAGAGUCUGCCUCUCUCUACACGGGAAAGUGGCAAGUGGGAUGACUUACCACGUGGAGAGCUGGGAGGUGAAUCCAUGCAGAGUUGUAAUAGUGCAGGUGUGGGUCGCGUUCAACACGAAGACAUUUAAAAAUGUCAAGUAGCAGCUGUUUUGACCAGUGGUUCUCAACCUUGAAGUCCCCCAAAGACCUGCCGGACAUCAACACCCAGGUCCUGCCCUCCUUGGUCUGGGGCCCAGUCUGAACAUCGGGAUUCUUUAAGGCUCCUCUGGUGAUUUGAGGCACAGCCAGGAUUGGGACAUCAUGAGAGGAAAGCUUUCCCCAGAGAUGGCGUCUGCUGGUGAUAAAUGCACUUGCACCAGAAGCUUUUUCAGGCUACUUCUCUGGUUCAUCACCGAUUGACAGCAAAGCCUCUCUACCCGGGCUGCCAAACUGAAGGGAUAAUAUGUGAGAUGCUGUCAGCUCUUCAGAGGAAAAAGGUCUUUUUACAUUGCCUGCGGCUGGAGCACGGUGUGUUUUGUAGGGGUUGAUCCCCGUGCAAACAGGAGUCGUCAUGGGUCCCUUGUCCCUGUGAACCGGCUGGCUCUCCGGCCACCCCCAGUGGAGGGGCGACGGGAAUGGGUGGGAGGGGGCCGGCGCCCCUUCAGCGGAAGUGCACGUUGAUAGGCACCAUUGCCUGUUUGUCAGCUGUCUCCUCGACUGUAAAUUACAGACUCGGCAAUAAAAGCCCAGGCGGUGUCACCUCCCGGUCCUCGUCUAAGGCCACCUGCUUCCAUCUGGGUAGUGACUGGGGGAGGGAAGCCUUCUGCGACAGGAGCCUCGCCCGCCCCACCGGAUGGGCAGUAUGCCCGCUCAGGGCCAUCCUGCAUCUGUAGUUGGGUGGGGCUCGUGUCUGAAUCCUGCUGCCAGGUACCGGCGGAUACAUCAGGGCACAAAACAGACGAAGCUCUGCCCUCCUGCAGCUCACAUUCUGACUGGGGGAGACGAACAAUAAAGCUAGUAAAUAUAUAUUAGAAGAUGACUAUGGAAAAAAGAAAGGUGAGGGGUGUUAGGAGAGCUGGGUGGAGAAUGGCUGACAACUUAAAGUGGGAGGACCUCUCGGGAAGGUGGAAACAACAAGGGAGAGGACGAGGAAGGAAGGAAGCAGGUCAGGUGUUCUAGGAUUUCCCAGAGGCAAGGAGUCCUACUCUACUCGUCUCUGAUGCAUUCUGGGGGUUGGGUUGGGUGUCUGGGGGUUCCCUGGGUGAUUGAUGGGGGAGAGGACAGCCUGCAGCCCCUGCUGGUGUGGAGCCCCACCAGCUACUCGGCCUCCCUGUCCCCUCACGCGCACCGCUGGGAGUCGGCCCGACACCUGCCUGUGCGCGUCUCCGGGGGUGCUGGUUGGGUAGUCCAGACCAGGCUGAGGUUGACCGUUGCUGUGAUUAUCAUUGAGGUCGGGAAGGCGCCCUGUCAUAUUCCAGCAGGAGUGAAAUCGUUCUGAGUUGUGAAUCUGGUGCAGCUCGCAUCCCAGAUCAAAGGCCGAGCCAUACA